Molecule: messenger RNA, 2229 nt
Organism: Brassica napus (rape)
Lineage: Eukaryota; Viridiplantae; Streptophyta; Magnoliopsida; Brassicales; Brassicaceae
Product: protein IDA-LIKE 5-like
Exons: 1
Coding region: 1663-1980 (105 amino acids)
Biological process (GO): floral organ abscission
Source: RefSeq, a predicted model, not a curated record
CAAUAAACUUGUUUUAAAAAAAUAACAUAUCCAAUAGAAAGGGAGGAGAUAUCUAAUCGAUCUUUACCAAAACAAGAUUCGAAGACAGGAGCGAGACAGUGGGGCUCACGUAGUAUUUUAUUUUUUGUAAGAUAAAAUUUCAAACUUUUAUGGUCCCAUAUCAUCUAUCUUUCCUGUUAUAGUAUUUAAUGCUUCAGUCCAUUUUCCCAUUCUGCCUAUGUUUUUUUCUCAUGUUUCGUUUUGUCCUUUUUAUUUUACUUUAUUCCUUGUUCAUCACAGCUCAUUUAAUGUCAAUCGAAAAACUUGAAGUACAUUACUCUUGAGAAACUUCGUCGCUAAUCAGAUAACGGGUUUAUCUGUAUAAACUUCGUACAGAUGUUUUAGUCAAAAAAAUAAAAUAAAAAAACUUCGUACAGAUGCAACAAAAAUGCAAAAGGAAGUAUAUAUAAAAGUUUUCGUCAAAAAAAAAGUAUAUAUAAAAGUUAUUUGUUUCAUUAUCGCUAGCAAACAUUGGCCAACAGCAACAUUAUGUUUUGUUUGUGAUCUUUGGUUCAACAAUAUGGUUCAACGAAUGAUUUCUAACCUGAAGUUUAUAAUGCUUACAUUUGUAACGUUUAAAUCUUUUUGUUGUUAGUCUGAAAGUUGUCAAUGUAAGUUAUAGCUUUUUUGGUUGCGGGGAUUCUAUUGGAAGAGGUUGAGUUUUUGUUUUGAGUUUGAGUCUCCAUUUGUAUGUAACAUCUAUCACCAUGUGGUUAAUUCCAUACUGAAAGAGAUUAUUGAUUCAAGGUGCUAAAUUUCUUUUUUUUUUUGGACAACAGGGGCUAAAUUUCUAUUAGCAAAGAAAACGCUACGUUUUACAUAUUAACAUAUACUAUAUGAAUAUUGAAUUCUCUAGAGACCCGUUCAAAAGUAUAAAACAUCCGAACCACCCCCACCUCUAGACAACACAAUCUUUCAUGCUUUUAAUCAAAUAAUUUAUAUUUCUUAAGUACACCGAACUUUGUUGGGUUUAUUUAAUUAAAAUAGUAAUAGCGUAUGCACUAAACGUUAAAGUAGCCAUGUAUAUAUUAUAAUAAAGCAUAAUUUUAAUAAGUCUCGGUCAUAAUACUAUUUCAAAAACCAUGGUUAGUUGGUUUUCUUCUUUUGUUAAAAGCAAAGAUAAACAAAAAAAAACAAAUUUGCCGAAGAGUUGUUGAUAUAUGGUGUUGUACAAACCCAAGCUUUUAUAGUUUGUAAUAAACAAUAAAAUGAAAGUAGACUCAAUAUUCUCUAAAAAGUAGUCUCUAAAAACGAAAAUAAUAUUCUUUGUGUUUUGCGAGUAUAGAUUUAAAAUUAAACUUAAUUGGUAAAUAUUUGUAUGUAAUCUAUCCUUAUCCAAAGAAAAUAAAAUGAAGUUAAAAGUUAUCACAACACUUCAAAAGUUUAAUAAUAUGGAGGCAAAUCAGUAUAACUGAAUAAUUUGUCAUCUAUAUAAAAUAUGUCAUAAUCACCUCCCUUGUAUAUCAACUUUAUAUCAACAUAUAGUAUAAUACAAUAGUUAGCUCAAUUAUUUUUCUUAUAAUAUCAGCUACCCCCCUUAUAUUGAAUACUCAACAAAGACAAAACACAUAGUUUCUCUAUAUCUUCCUCACCUCACCAGUUUUCUGAAAGCAAGCUCUUACAAUGAUGAGCAAUAAGCGCAUAGAAGCUGUGAAGAUUCUAGUGGUGAUUAUGAUAAUGUUCUCAAGGAGGACUUGUGAAGCCGAGUACUUUAGAAGACACACAUCACCAUCAAGACCAGAACGAUUUUUCAAGGUGAGAAGACCAAAUCCACUUCAUCAUCAUCAUCACCAUAACCAUGGUUUCAUCAAUGAUGAUUAUUAUCCUCCAGAAAGUUUCUCAGGAUUUUUGCCCAAGACAAUGCCAAUUCCACCUUCUGCUCCUUCCAAAAAACACAAUGUCUAUGGUUUACAGAGUACCAAUUCUCAAAGAUAUCCAUGAUCUACCAUCACCAAGAUACUAAGUUACACAUGUUAUGUUUACAUACAUAUUUAAAUAACAUAGAGAUCUAGUUAUGUCUACUUCUUUUUCUCCCCUUUGUUUUUUUUUUUUUUGUCUUCAAGGAAUAGCCACAUUAAGGUCGGGCUAUUUUUGGAUGCCCGCCUAUUUAUUCCAACCCUACUUGUAUUAUAGUUUGGAGAAUUAUGUAUCUUAUGUGCAAACUCAUGAUUGAAUCAUUGUAAUGCAUCA